AUCGCACUGCUGCCCAGGGACCCACGCAUUGUCUCCAAUCGCUGGUGAUGGUGUCCAGAGUGAAGUAAAGCCUGGCUCUGCCCGCUGCCAAAGGCGACCAUGAACGCUACACGCGCAUAGAAUUCGUGCUCCCCCGCCGAAAAAGCAGUGAGUUCGCAACAGUGAAGUCGUGAGGUGGCACAAGCUGUGCAAGAAGUAAUUCUCUCUCUGAACAAUGGAGCUCUUCCAUAUGGCACUGCGGACUGUCGGCGUUCUGCUGCUGUCGCUGAUGGCGAUGGCCAAGCACUCGCCCAUCGGACGCUACCCAAUCCUCAUGCCCAAUGUGCAUCCAGACAGGCCGGAACUGUACCUGUGCACCCCGAUUAAAGUUGACUACACCAAGAACUACUACAUCGUGGGCUUCGAGCCGAACGCCACCAUGAAUACGGCUCAUCACAUGCUGCUGUACGGAUGCGGAAUGCCAGGAUCCAGCCGACCCGUGUGGGAUUGCGGCGAGAUGUCUCGACAUGCCCUGAUGAGCGAUCCGGAUGAGGAGUCCUUCAGUCCCUGCGGCAAGGGUUCCCACUCGCAGAUCAUCUACGCUUGGGCCAGAGACGCUCCCAAGUUGGAACUUCCCGACGGCGUGGGCUUCAAAGUGGGCAAGGAUUCCCCGAUAAAGUACAUCAUCCUGCAAGUUCACUACGCCCACGUGGACAGAUUCAAAGAUGGCAGUGUCGAUGAUUCCGGCAUCUUCAUUCACUACACACUCGAGCCAAUGCCGAAGCAAGCUGGCGUCCUGCUUCUGGGCACAGCCGGUGAGAUUCCGCCGCACAGCGUGGAAAAGAUGGAAGCGUCCUGUGACAUCACGGAGCACAAGGAAAUCCACCCGUUCGCCUACAGGACUCACACUCAUGGCCUGGGGAAGGUCGUGUCUGGCUAUCGCGUGAGGCGCGACGAUCAGGGCGUGGAUCACUGGACGAUGCUGGGCAAGAGAGAUCCUCUGACGCCGCAAAUGUUCUAUCCUGUCGAGAACUUCGAGCCGAUUCGCUUUGGCGAUCGCCUCGCGGCCAGAUGCACCAUGAAGAGCAAUCGGGAUCGCAUUACGAGAAUUGGAGCCACGAACGAGGACGAGAUGUGCAACUUCUACUUGAUGUACUACGUGAAUAACGAUGAACCUCUGGAGACGAAGUACUGCUUCUCGAUGGGACCACCGGCGUAUCGUUGGGACUAUCCGAAUUCCGAUCUCAACAACAUCCCCGAUCUGGAGGCCAGUCACUUAUAAGGGGUGGCAAAUAAGGGUGGCUCGAGGAAGUCCAGCACAAUCUUAAGGGAAUCUACAGCUAAGAUAAGUCAAUCUGAUUAAAAACUAAAACCUGUACUUAAUUUAGAAACCCAAUGACAAAACCCCGUGAAAUAUUCCUGAAAAUCACCCUCAAAACCAAUUUGAGGGCAGUUGAAUCCAAUUCAUAUCCUUUUGAGUGUGUAUUGACGAGAAGGAAGAGCAGCUAUUUUAGAGUAAAACUUUUUAGUGUGUGGAAGAAUUUUCACAUUAUCCCCGUGAUGGUGAGAUAGACAUUGAUUUAACAUAUAUUCAUAGGAUAUAUUUUUCUAUAUGUGUACUUUUUCCAAAUCACCCACUUCUGAACCUUAAAUAUAUCUUUGCAUCCUGGCAAAAAAAACGCAACUCUACAUAAUGUGAAUAUCAAAUUCAACUAUACAAUUUAUCUAGUCAGAGAUAAGAGUAACUAUAUAAAGA
Molecule: messenger RNA, 1735 nt
Organism: Phlebotomus argentipes
Lineage: Eukaryota; Metazoa; Arthropoda; Insecta; Diptera; Psychodidae
Gene: Phm
Product: peptidylglycine alpha-hydroxylating monooxygenase
Exons: 4
Coding region: 215-1261 (348 amino acids)
Cellular component (GO): extracellular region
Molecular function (GO): copper ion binding; oxidoreductase activity, acting on paired donors, with incorporation or reduction of molecular oxygen, reduced ascorbate as one donor, and incorporation of one atom of oxygen
Source: RefSeq, a predicted model, not a curated record